Molecule: messenger RNA, 5671 nt
Organism: Pecten maximus
Lineage: Eukaryota; Metazoa; Mollusca; Bivalvia; Pectinida; Pectinidae
Product: FERM domain-containing protein 4A-like
Exons: 23
Coding region: 1984-5619 (1211 amino acids)
Biological process (GO): establishment of epithelial cell polarity
Cellular component (GO): cytoskeleton
Molecular function (GO): cytoskeletal protein binding
Source: RefSeq, a predicted model, not a curated record
GUGGAGAGUUGUAGGUAGAAGAGAGGAGGUGUUUUACCUCCAGUCUACCUGACUGGAAUUUUCGAGUUUGUGAAGGGUGGCUCUUCAAUGCAUAUGUAAUCUAACAAGGCUAACUGCUAUUGUGUUCAGCUUAACAAGAGAAAAGAGAUAAUCGUGUUUUCGUGAUGGAAGUCUGUGAGCCAAUUUGGAAAUAAUUUUUAAGCAUCUGUAAAGAUGUGCUGAUGAUUGGUGUAGUGAAAGUGUAAUGGAGAUACUGUGACAGUAAUACGAGGAGCUAUGUGACAAGCACCAACACAUUGUUUUACUAAAGAUGAAGUAUUGAGUGGCUAGCUAGAGGAAUUCAACUGUUUUUGCCAUGUCGGUGUAAUAAGACAUGCUCCAGGCAGCUUGAGAAAAUACAUAUUUUUUUGAGUGAUUUAACAGGUAGCUGGUAAACCUUAGGCUAUAUGUUCUCACAUAGAGAUUUUCAUCCUAACAGGAUCUAACAAUAAAAUGUCCCUGAAUGAGAUUGCUCAGGCACAAUGGACCAUGAGAAAUAUGUGACUUAUUAUAGGACGGUGACACACACAGGUAGUUAUAUUGGUGUGAACCAUUCAAAAUUUAAAUCAUAUUGAACUUAAGACUUUGGAAUGCUUUGGAGGAGAGGCCGGAUCACCAUUUAAAUUGUAUAUUGAUUUUUACAAGACUUUAGUAUUCCAGGUAAUUAAUUCUUCAUUAUGUUGAAUAGAGUGUUACAUAGAUGUUUAUAAUUUACCUGUACACACUAAGACAAAUAGGAUUGGAGAGGAUUUUCUACAUUCAUUGAACAGAUAUGUGUGUCCCUGUUUGAAGAAUUGUCACAGAUGAUUUGUUUGCCUAUGGAGAUGAAUGACAUGUUUGAGUGUUGGCUGUGUGGCUGAUUGCAGUGUUGUGUUGGAGGAGCACACAUACACACGGACACACACUCCUCGUAGGUCAAUACCAGUGUGUGAUAACCUACCUGUCUACCAGGUAAUUCCCCCCUGGGAUAGAGGGGUCUUGUUCCCAGGUAAGAGUCCAAUGCUCCGACAGAUUGGAUUGGAAUGUAAUCAAAAUGUAUAAGGACGAGAAUAUUAACACCUAGUGUGGUUUAUUGAUGUUGAUGGAGUACGUAUUGGACAGUCAAUCACUCUAGCUAUUGUGUUUUCUUGGAGGAUUUCAGUGGAUUUUAGUCAGUAAUUUAUUUUUUGUACUUUUCAAUUUAAAACCUUGGCUGUGAAGUAAGAGUACAAUCCUAUAAGCACAGGGAAGCUUACAGCGUGCUGUCUUACAACGGUAUAUUAUACCUGUCGUUAUAAGCUGCUCAGGUGUUAUAUCUCGUUAAUUAUCAGAUUCACACCUAAUUUGAGAACAAAUGAGAUAAGGUUAUGUUUUAACUACGUGAGAUAAUUAUCUAUUAGGUUACCCAGAAUAUGUGCUGGGUGGAGGGAUCUAUACACGGUGUACAAACAUGACAAUGUGAGAGAUUGCUAUCUGUUCUGUUGGUUGUAUAUACCUCUCUGGAAAUCAUCCAUGGAAUUUAGCCUUGGAAUAGCUGGUGGAAUUUUGUCAUAGAGGAAGUGGUUGGAGAAUAUGACGUCCAAUUGGCGAUAGACUUGUGUACAUUCUCUGUGGGAUUUUGUCAUACCUUGCCUUUCCAGAAAUUAAGUAGACAGUCACAAAAUUGACAUUCCAAACAUAUGCCUAUACUACACUACAAUUCAUGAGUGCAUGACUGGGAAGUGUGGUCUUUUUCAUUCAUGAUGACUUCAGUAACACUGCCUUUUAAGAUGGGCGUGUGAUCAGGAUGUUUGUUAUCUUGACAAUAAGACCAUUGUAUAACAGUCUUUUGCACAUGUAACAUAAUGAUUGCAAUCAGCAUAACGUAUACAACAGAAGCGCGACAACAGAUUUAUUCAGAUGUGAUCCCAAGAUGAUUCUGCCAUAGUUAUAAGGAUUACUAAGUAGUGAAACUACGUUGUCUUGAUGAAGGAUAAAAUGCCAAGCAAAGGCAAAAAGAAAGUUGGAUUUGCAGAAGACCUUCCAGAUAGUCCAGAAUCUGGGGGUCGAGAAAGCCGGAGUCGAUCUCGUUCAAGAUUUCGAGUCCGCAGAUCUAAAUCGCAAGAUGUUAAGUCCACAACUCCAAAGGAAAAUAUUCCCCGAAAGAGGGAACACAGCUUGGUGGCCCUGGUACGAACAGGGUCCAGGAAUUCGGUGCGGCACCUUGUGAAGAUGUUUGAGACUAAAACGUACACGGAAUUAUCCUUAGAGUUUCCAUGGGAGAUGAAUGAAGGCAGAAAGAGUCAAAUUGUACUGCCAGACGAGCGGAUAUUGGACAUUCUAAUACAACCAAAAUUGAACACAAAAGACUUGUUAGAUCUGGUAGCAUCACAUUUCAAACUAAAAGAAAAAGAAUAUUUUGGGAUUUAUUUUCUUGAUGAAACAUCUCGAGGGAACCAUAACUGGCUCAACCCUGAUAAACGAGUACUGGAACACGACUUUCCUAAAAAAGUCAACGUAUUAGUUCUAUUUUUUGCAGUGCGGAAUUAUGUUGAAACUAUUGCCAACCUUCGAGAUGCAGCUACUGUAGAAUUAUUUUACCUCAAUGCAAAACAAGCUAUAUUCACGGGCCAGAUUGAGUGCGACAGUGAGACAGUGUUUGAGUUAGCAGCCUAUGUAUUACAGGGGAACUUUGGAGACUAUGUAGAUGAUGCCACCACGCGGGAUGACCUUAGGAAACUGCCUGUGAUACCUACCAGUGCCUUGAAGGAACACCCUUCCAUAUCAUACUGUGAGGAGCGAGUGAUAGACUACUAUAGGAAACUCGCCACCACCUCCAGGGGACUGUCUAUUGUCAAUUAUAUGAGCAUUGUGGAAGCACUGCCGACAUAUGGAAUACACUACUAUGAAGUAAAGGAUAAAAAGGAGAUUCCAUGGUGGUUGGGAGCGAGCCACAAGGGUAUAGCAGUGUAUGACAAGACAGACAAAACCACACCUAGAAAGAUAUUUACGUGGAAACUUUUAGAAAAUCUAUACUACAGAGAUAAGAAAUUUUCGAUUGAAGUCCAUGACCCAAAACGGGUGUCAGUGAGCCGGCGGACGUUUGGCCCAGGGAAUGUUGUUGUUCAUGCUUGGUUUGGGGCCACACCACAGCAGACAAAAUGUAUCUGGUCUAUGGCCGUAGCACAACACCAAUUCUAUCUCGACCGCAAACAUAGCAAGGUUAACCUUCCUUGUGUGCGGAGUGUUAAUGAAAUAGCUGCCGAGUUGUCCCGGAGUACAACAUCCCUCGGCUCCCUAGGAUCAGACGGAAUCAGUCGUAGUGGCAGCUCAGCUAGUCUACCUAGUCUGUCAACCUCCAGAUUUGACUUGAACAUCCCAGAGCACGUAGACGCGCUGAAGGCCCAGAGGGAGAUGUACCAGGCUUUGAAAGCCCGCCGCGAGGCCCUUGAGGAAUCCCUCCGUAAGCGUACUGAGGAACUGAAGCUUCUCUGCAUCAAAGAAGGGGAGUUGACUGGUAAGCUCCCAAAGGACACCCCACUGGCCCCUGGUGAGCAGCCCCCUCAGAUCCGACGACGUGUUGGAACAGCAUUCACCUUGGCCACUAAGAAUGAUGAUGACCAGGUUUCCAGUAUUGAGUUGGAGUAUGAGCUACAGAAACAGAUUACCAGUGCCGCCCACAAGCUUUCCCAGGACAAGAAUGUCAGCAAGUAUGUCCGGAAACAGCGCCGACAGUCCUUCCAUCGUGCCCAGACCAAGCUCAAGGAGAUGGAGAAGAAGCUACAGGAGAGCCAGCGUGAGGCCGGUCUGUCUGAGUUGACCCCCUCCACACCAUCGUAUGAUGAUUUAGAAAGUCCAACAAAGUCGCCUGAACAGCUACGUCGCCAGCAGGAAUAUGAUCGAGAGGGAGAUUUGGACUUCCCUCCUAUGAUGCAGAGAUCAGCCACAGCUAGAGAACUGUCCCCAACACAAAGCUCACCAGCACAACUCAGCCCCACUCUCAGCAGCCCCCAGCUGUGUGGUGAGGGCCGCAGCCAAUACAACAGAAAAGUAUAUUCUCCAGUUCUGGCCAACCGCUCACAGUCCUCAGGUAGUAACAUGUCUAACCAGUCGGAGUACGAGAAUGUGCGUGGCUACAACCGGUACGACAGUCAGGACAGUGGGUUCAGUUCAGCAAAUAACAUGUACAACCUCAUGACACAACGUACGUCACACUAUGAUAGUACAGACGAGAUCAAAACUCCCACUAACAAGGAGCCUCACCCUGAUACCGACAGUGUGUUUAGUAAUGACAGACUUGGUCAGUCCAAACACGGGAGUUUGGAUGGUAGUUACAGGAAAUCAUUAACUUCUCAACAAAGUUAUGGAAGCUUAGAACGAAAUUCUAAAAAACGGGAUCAGCAUCCUAGUAAUCGAGCACGGGAUCGACAACACAGUGAUAGUGACACUCAUAUUCCUGUUGUAGAUCUAGAACCUUCCAAGUAUGGGAGUAAACGUUCCUCACAAUCCGAAUAUGACUUGACCACACCACGAAACAGUGUAGUUGAGGUGCCGGUGUCUCAUGAGGAAUAUCACUCCCAGCAGUCGGAACAUCAUGACUGGCAAGACACAGCACAAACAGAGCCGUCUCCAAUUGUGCAAAGUCCUCAACACAUGCGACAGGAGAGUAAAGAUAGUGUUUAUUCAGGACAGUGUUAUAGUCCUCGUAUAUACGAGGGUUCAUUCCAAAGUCAUAGUGACGUACAGUCAGCCGACCAGGCAGGCACUGCGUCAACCAAGAGAACAGAAUCUCACCAACACAAGAAACAUCCAAGUGCUUUAGUGACAGUGACCAAAUUACAGCCCCACCAAAGUGUGGAGUUGGUGUCAAAACCAUUUGAAAUGGCGGACUUCUAUAAAUAUAGUGAAAAGAUCCGACGACAACGGAUGAUAGAGCAGUACCAGCAGCAGCUGAUGGGGGGAUCACGGUGCUCCACCCCCUCCCAGCACUCGUCGGAUUCAGGGGAAACAUCCCACUCUGGCUCUACCUCAUACCGCCACCCUCAUUUUGUACAGGGCUCGUCAGGACAGGGCUCCCCAUCUCCGAGUCCCUUCAGGGCAGGCCCCCCUACAAACUUUGCCACAGCUAGUCGGCAGAUGUCUCCCUACCUUGCCCACAAGCGAGAGGGAUAUGACCAGUCAUCACCAUUUCCUAGUCAUGCUUCACCAAAGCUAGUUAAAGAACACAGUACUCAUGUGCAAUAUACAGUGCAGACAGCGACUGGAGGACGUAUUUAUAAGUCUGUACAGACGACCACACAUACACAGUACAAACCUUUAACACCUCAAAAGUGUGACCCAGUGAGAAACCAGACGGCCACACCUGUGACCUCAGCACCAUCCACUCACACACCCAGUGCAAGACAUAGACAAGUGAAAGACAAACGGGUCCAGAAGAGUCAAAGAAACACCAGUGAUUGUAGAGACCAUCGGCGAAGCCAUGGUGAACAACCUGUCUCCUGUCUGGACACAACAUUUUCUGCUCUAGAGCCCAUGGACAAUGUAGCCGAUGAUUUCAGUGAAGAAAUGAUGGCCUGGUAUGAUGAUAGCAGUAACGUGGGAAAGAAACCAUCAUAUGUGUGAUAAUGUGGGAUGUAGUUGAGUGCUAUACAGACAGAUGGCAGUUCCCCCAAAU